AUCCAUGUUUAUGAUCAUUUGCAAACAUAAGAAAUACCGGCAAUAUUUAAGGAAAUUAGAUCUUAUGGAUGAUACACUGGAAGAACUCGGUAUACCGAAAGAAUGCCAUAAAAUAAGAAGUUUAACAAAUCAAACGUUAAUUAUUUGGUUUUUACUGAUCUGCACAACAUGGAUUUCGGAUUCUUUACUGUACAUAGUAAUGCACAAUGAUACAAUGGCCAUAUUUGUUCCUUGUCUUCUAAAUUAUCCUGUAUACGUUAAUAGCUUAAUGGAUAUAAAUUUUCUUCUUCUUCUAAGACAUAUUGGUGCUAGGCUAGAUAAAAUAAACAAUCAUAUCAAACAACUAUCAGAAACAGAAGAGUAUGGACUAAGAUGCAAGUGGAAAAAAGCUUUUGUCGUUAAUGGCUAUUAUGUUCGAAACACUAAGAAUCGCAAGCACAUAUUAUGGACUGUAAUACAUCUUCAUUUGGAACUUUGCCGAACAGCUCGCGAUAUAAGUGAUUUAUUUGGAAUACCAAUGGCUUUACAAAUGAUAUCUUAUUUCGUUCUCUUGAACGGAAUGUUUUACUUUCAAUAUUGUGCAAUAAUACAUCUACAAGAAAUGUACAAAAAUAAUUUGGCAGUAAAUAUAUGUCUUUCUACCAACAUAUGGUUUAUCAUAUUUUUAAUGAAACUCUUAUCAGUGAAUCACAUUUGUGAAAAUGUUAGCACUAAGGUUAAAAAAACUAGAAGCAUUACUCAUAAAUUAACAAAUCUUAUUUGUUUUGUGGAAAUUCAGGAAGAGAUAUACCAGUUCGUUUUGCAAAUAUCAUUACACCAGUUGAAGUUUAGCGCUUGGGGUCUAUUUUAUUUUGGUUACAGCUUUAUUCGUAAGUUCUUCGUCUGGACUCUCACUACUCUAAUGUUUAUGGCGCAAAUGGGUUAUACUCCUGCAUGGAUCAAAAUUUAUAGCAGAGAUAAUAUAACAUACUACAACAAGUGA
Molecule: messenger RNA, 982 nt
Organism: Vollenhovia emeryi
Lineage: Eukaryota; Metazoa; Arthropoda; Insecta; Hymenoptera; Formicidae
Exons: 7
Coding region: 5-982 (325 amino acids)
Biological process (GO): sensory perception of taste
Cellular component (GO): dendrite; neuronal cell body; axon
Source: RefSeq, a predicted model, not a curated record